Molecule: messenger RNA, 2232 nt
Organism: Penicillium manginii
Lineage: Eukaryota; Fungi; Ascomycota; Eurotiomycetes; Eurotiales; Aspergillaceae
Exons: 2
Coding region: 1-2232 (743 amino acids)
Biological process (GO): regulation of DNA-templated transcription; DNA-templated transcription
Molecular function (GO): zinc ion binding; DNA binding; DNA-binding transcription factor activity, RNA polymerase II-specific
Source: RefSeq, a predicted model, not a curated record
AUGAAGCGUAAACCCUCCCCCGGAAUGCAUCCAACCACUGGCACUGGCACUGGCACUGGCGCCACCAGAAAACAGCCCCGACAAGACCCUGUCUCAUGCGAAUCAUGUCGCAAAAAGAAACUCAAAUGCGAUCGAAACCAGCCAUGCAGUAGUUGUUCUGCCCGGAAACUCAUCUGUAGCUAUGGAAGCUAUGGCCAUGGAGCCUCCAGCCCCGGAGUGAAACCAGACAGCCAGUCGGAGGAGAGGCCCACCCAUUCCAAUGCCAAUACCGAUGCCGAUCCCAGAGCUAUCUUUCCGCUGGCAUCCUCAUCCGUACAAGGACAGCCCCAAGAAGGUCGACCACACUCAAGACAUGACCGGAAUGAGCCCCUCGUCACGGCCGACUGGCUGGAGACUAUUGUCAUGGCGCAUCGAGUCCCUUCCGCCGCCCCAAUCCCCAUACGAGGUGGAUUGACCCAUCACCAACGACCUGAAUUUCCCCAGCCAUGUCCAAGCACCAUAUCCGGCAACCUUCUCACUCUCGUCCGCGGCGGUCGCAUCGCUUCAAAUGAAAACCCCGCCAACAUCCAUCUUCCCGCCUUGUUGCCCUCCGAGACCGAAGCUCUGGGCCUGUUGGCAUUUUAUUUCAACCACCUCGACUACCAGUAUCAUUUGAUAGUCGCUAGUCGCACGAAGCGAGACAUCCAUGCCAUCUAUGAAAGUGCAGCUAGAAAUGAACCGGUCAAUUUGAACCAUCUUGCUUUACUGUUUAGUAUCAUCGCCUCCGCCCUCUUCUACCAGCUUCUCCCCACCGAAUCCGCAGAGUUUGCCGAGAUAUGUAGUUCAGAGAUCGCAUUCCUCGCCGGUGCCGCUCUGAUCCAGGCUAAUUACAUCGCAUAUCCCACCAUCGAGGGCCUCCAGGCGACCAUGAUAAUCGCUCAUCAUCUCUCCAGUAAUACCCUCAGCCCGUCUGUGAGCUCCUUCUUCGUCCAUGGCGCGCUGGUUAGUCAAGCCAAAGCCCUGGGACUCCACGCGAUGGACAACGCAUCGCAUUUAGAGGAACGAAAGCGAAACGGCUACGAUAGAACGGAAGUCGAGUUAAAGCGAAGGCUAUGGUGGGACCUGGCCUCGUACGACUGGUUAAUCGGAUUCCUCAGCGGCCCGCAACAAUGGACAUACACAAUCCACCCCAACAACAUGCACGUUCGCAGACCACUGAACAUCGAAGACGAAGACCUCGACUCCAACGAAACAGGACACCCACUAUCAACCCCAACAUGCAUGUCAUACACCCACUCCCGCCUACGCCUAGCGGAAGUAUGCCGCGAAAUCGUCGAAAAAGCCGGACCCGAACAUCUCGACGGAGUAGAAGUCGCCUACGAAAAGAUCCUCGAACUAGACAGGAAGCUACACGACGCGCACGCCGAACUCCCCGCCUACUUCCGCUACGAUCAGACCGCGCGCCGGGAAUACAGCGAUCUCUACCGCGAUCGACCGGCAAUCGCCUGGCAACGCGCCUUCAUCCAGCAAGGCUUUCACUCCCGUCUUUGCCGUCUGCACCGUCAGUAUUUUGUUCGCGGGGCCAGAGAUCCGCGAUACUCGUACUCGCACGUCGUUUCCUUACAGUCUGCGCGGAAGGUGUUGGAGGUAAAGCGGAUAAUGGACGAAGAAGAACCAUUCUUCUCGCCGAAUAGCUCUUUCUUCUGGGCGGUUAUGCAUCACGUCUUCAUGGCGGCGGUCAUACUCCUCAUCGACGUCUGUUUCAACUGGGACGAUAUCCUCGCCGAAAAGAGGAAGGAAGAGGUACUGAGUGCAUGCCGGAUGCUCAGCCGCGCACAGCAGUCGUCAUCCGUCGCGCGAGAAGGCAUCAAUGCCAUGAUGGGUAUUCUCCGAAAACACUGGAAACAGGAAAAGCGACUCGCUGCACAGACUGAGUUGUCGGGGAGUGGGUCCGAUGGAGCAUGCUCCUUCAACACGCAGCCCCAGCCCCAGCCCCAGCCCCAGUUCCAGUCCCAAGUCAUGAUGCCGACGUCGACCAUGCAUGGAGUUGGAGCCAGGGCCAGCUACCUCUCCCCAUCCCAGCCCUUCCCCCUUCCUACGCAGAAUUACGAGGCAGUGAACCCAGCUGCCUACAUUCCACUGGAGGACUUGUGGACGGAGAUGCUGGAUGGAAGUGCCCAGGCUGGCCUAGAUACACCCGAGUGGAUCGAGAUGCUAGCAGAGCUGAAUAAUACAACAGGGCCCUGCGAGUGA